UUAUUAAUACAGAGAUGUAUGCACGUGUAUCAGUUGCUGUUCUCUUUCACAAGCUUGCGCACUUACCUAAUAGGAUAGGUGGAGAAGAAAAUGGAGAUUAUCAGGCUUCCCGAAAGUGUGGAAAAAUAUUUCUUGCCGAACUCCUUGAUUAUGCGGUUAAUGAUAAAGAUCUUGCAAGGAAUUGUAUAAAAAAUUCAGUGGCGUUCAUAGGCGCAAAGUUCGUCUGUGGCAAAUGAUCUGUGUAUUAUCACAUUUUGUUGAUGAUGAUAUAGUUGGAGCAGUUACGUCCAGAUUGCAUGUUUGUCUAUGCAGAAACAAUUUGCCAGGUGUUAGGCAAUAUUUGGAAAUAUUUGCGAUGCAAAUUUACUUGAAGUUCCCAGCAUUAGUUGAACAGCAACUGCUUCCUAUUUUCUACAACUAUAACAUGCGACCACAGGCAUUAUCUUCCUAUGUAUUCAUAGCAACCAAUGUUAUCCUUCAUGCUGGUGACUUGCCUAUGCAAUUGAAGCAUUUACAUGGGCUGCUUCCUUCAAUAAUUCCAUUUUUGACCUCGCAUCACCAUAGUUUGCGUGGAUUUACUCAGUUACUGGUUUACCAUGUCCUUUGCAAACUAUGGCCUGCUCUGGGGCCUGGUACCUCAGAAGUUGCACCUUUGGAAAAGAAGUGUUUUGAGGACUUGAAGCUAUAUUUGGCUGAGAAUCCAGACUGUGUGAGGCUAAGGGCAUCAAUGGAGGGCUUUCUUGAUGCUUUUGAUCCUGUAAAGUCUGCAACGCCCACUGGAGUCUUCAAUGCCCGUGAUGAGGGGCUUGAAUUUGAAUGUGUUCCUGUAUCCCUCAUGGAGCAUGUCAUCACAUUUUUAAAUGACGUUAGAAAUGAUCUAAGAGAUUCCAUUGCAAAGGACGCCAUGGCCAUCAAAAAUGAAAGUAUAACACAUGCAGAUAGUUGCAAGGACUCAGCAGAAUUACUAAAGGCCAAUGAAGAUGGAGCAUUUCCUCUAAAUCGGAUUGAUUUUUCUUUAGAUUUCCAAAAGAAAAUCACAGUUCAAGAAUAUGGUAGCGCUGACUUCUUGGGUGAUUCUGAACCACCUAAACUUCUUUUAGAAAUGGAAAAGGAAGAUCAGCUUCUGAGGCCAGUGAUUCAGUCGAGAAAUCAAGCUGUGCAAAGAAUAAAGGAAAGUCAACAGCAGUUUAUCUUUGUAGCAUCAUUACUUGAUCGAAUACCUAACAUUGCUGGGUUAGCAAGAACAUGUGAGGUAUUCAAGGCAGCAGGUCUGGCCGUUUCUGAUGCAAGCAUCAUACAUGACAAACAAUUUCAACUGAUUAGAAUUGAUUCUAAUGGCAAUACAUCUCAUCAAUCAUUUAUUUCAGUGUAACAGCUGAGAAGUGGGUUCCUAUCAUAGAGGUUCCUGU
Dioscorea cayenensis subsp. rotundata (Guinea yam) is the source of this 1409-nucleotide messenger RNA. RefSeq lists its product as uncharacterized. Lineage: Eukaryota; Viridiplantae; Streptophyta; Magnoliopsida; Dioscoreales; Dioscoreaceae. Gene Ontology annotation, molecular function: tRNA (guanine) methyltransferase activity. The coding region runs from base 233 to 1372 and encodes 379 amino acids. The transcript is spliced from 13 exons. The record is from RefSeq and is a predicted model, not a curated record. Gene Ontology annotation, biological process: tRNA methylation.